CGAGAUUAAGUGCAUGCUAGUUGACACAGCAGCACUCUCUCCCUCCUCGAUUCAAUCGAUCAAAUCCGCCCCAUCCAACUUCUUCCAUCCCGACAUCAUCCGUGGUCAUCGAGCCAUUACCGCGCAUUCAUCUCGACUUUUGACUUACCCUUUCGGCCACAUACUACUCUCUCUCCGGGCGAACGCGGCGAAUCUGGCAUUAUCCGAGUUGCACGGCAGCACUGUCCUGUUGCACCUCGAAAGCAUUCGAGCCUGCUCUGCUAAGAUUCAGCACAUCGCGCUGCGCGAGCCUGAACACCUGUCGUCAAAUACGAUACAACUCACAUUGGGCCAGUAGCAUACCACCUGAAGGGUAGCGGAAGCCAUCGGGCAGAGAUUGGCUGCUGUCCCAUCCUAGAAGCUCAGGUAGCAUCGAAAGCAGAGUCGUUGCGAUCAACAUGAGCUAUCAUCCAUUCAGCGAUAGCACGGAGGCGAGCAGUAGUGGUGGUAUUGGAGGAGCAUCUACAAUAUCGUCCACGGUGGAUAGUGUCAUGACGGGACGACCUUCGAUGAACUCUCAUCGAUCUUCACAUUCUCAAGAUUUGACAUUCAAGAGCGCAACAGGAGCAGGAGCGCAUCCUGGCGCGGCAGGAGCCAGUCUGUUUGGACCUUCGUCUCCUUCCACCGACAUCUUGAACGGAUCAGGCACCCUUCAAGGAUCCAUCUCUCCUCACGCACAGCAUCCGCUCAGUCCAAGCGGCAGUACGCUGAGCGGGACCAACACGAUCGGAGUAUCCAAGACUUCAGCCUCUCACGAUGAACAGGUCUUGGCAGCUUUACCAAUCUCGACUUCCUUCGAUGAAGCUACACUGCGGGCCUUGUGCGAUAUGGAGUGCGGAACACCUCUGUUGUAUGAUAGGAUCAAACAGUCCAUCAUCAGUGCUCAAGCUACCUCUACAUUUUUUAAGAAGAGGGCAACGAUCGAAGAGGACUACGCGAGGAGCUUGAUGAAGCUGUCCAGAUCAACCGCAGAGAGCUAUGCAGCCGGCGAAGGCAAGGCUGGUACCUUUGUCUCCUCAUGGCAGCACAUGAUGCGCACGCAUGAUCAGCUUGGAGAGAAUAGAUUGCGAUUCGCAGUCAAGUUGGGCGAGAUGAGCGAAGAGCUAGCUACGUUGAGCAAAGAGGUGGACAAGAAUCGCAAGCAGGCUCGAGAAACCGGGUUGCGGCUGGAGCGAAAUUUGCAAGAUUCGGAAGCGAGCGUGGAAAAGGCUCGCACGCGAUUCGAUGCUACGGCCGAAGAUCUGGAGAGGUUGCUCCUGCUCAAGUCGGGCGAGUCGACCAAGUCAGGCGAAAUACAGUCGUCUGGCCCCCCAGGCAAGAGGACGCUGGGAAAAGCUAUUGGCAAGAGCGGCCUGCUGUUCAAAAACAAGAAUCCGCAACAGAUCUUGAAACAGGAGGAAGAUAUUCGAAGCAGGACUUCGACGGCGAGCGAUGCGUUUAGGAAAGAGGUUCUGGCCACGCAGGGCGUCAGGCAGGAAUACUUUAAUCUGCAGUUGCCGAGGAUUUUAAGGGCACUCAAAGAGAGCUCAGAAGAGAUAGACAACGGCCUACAGUAUCACUUGACCAGGUAUGCCUUCCUCUACGAAUCGACGAUCCUGGGAGACGGGAUGGCAGUCUCCCCUAUACCCGCUGUCGAAGGCAACCCCGGCCUCAAGACUGCUGCCGAGUCCAUCGACAACAGGACCGACUUUAGAACAUUCAUGUCCAACUAUCAGAUCGUACAUGCGCGCGACUACAGAGGCCCGCGACGCGAGGGUCCUUACGAAGAGGGAUUUCUCAAUAACCCGGCGAUGAGCGGACUGGCUUCUGCCAAGAGCACUUCUGCACCGUCCACGAAGCUCACACGGCCGAUAUUUGGUGUGCACCUGGCCGACCAGAUGGCAAGGGAUGGAGUAGAGAUUCCGCCGAUUCUUGAAAAAUGCGCAGAGGCGAUCGAAGCUGUCGGAUUGCAGAACAUGGGCAUCUACAGAUUAUCGGGAACAACGUCCAAAGUGCAAAAGCUCAAGGGAAAGUUCGAUGCAGACUGGAACGGCGUGGAUUUGAUGAACGAUGAAGCUAUCAACGAUAUCAACAUCGUCGCUGGUUGCCUCAAGCUUUGGUUCAGAGAAUUGCCGGAACCGCUCAUGACUUGGGAGCUGUAUCAGGGCUUCAUCGAUGCUGCUAAGGUGGAGAACGAUCGGCUGCGGCAUAUACGGAUGCACGAGCGCGUCAAUGAUCUGCCCGACGCGAAUUACGCGACGUUGAAGUACCUGAUGGGUCAUCUGGACAAGAUCCGAUCCGAAUCGGAUCACAACCAAAUGUCCAUUUCGAACCUAGCCAUCGUCUUUGGGCCCACACUUUUGAGCCCUCCUCCUGCUGAUCUGUCAACGCACCACGCAUCCAACGGGACAGGUCUGGGCGAUAAUGCUGCCAAUGCUGGAGGCGCGGAUGCUGCAGCUGGAGCGCUGGGGGGAGCUCAAUUGCAGGAUAUGAGCUGGCAGUGCAAAGCGGUAGAGACCAUCCUGGAAAGAUAUGCCGCCAUCUUUGUGGACGAAGGCGAGGAAUGAGCAUGGCCCGCUGGCUGAUUAGCCUCGCUAAUUUGCCGUGGCCCUCUCUCUCUCUCUCUCUGCCGCAUUUGCCAAGUCAGCCCCUCCCCACCCCACAUACCAUUUUUUUUUUGCCGCUUUUCACCACACUUUGGACUGGGGAAACAUUGCUCGCUUGCUCGCCCGUCUCGUCGUCGUCGUCGUCGUCGUCGUCUGUGUUUGUAAACUCGAUCUUGCUCUUUUGACCUCUUUUCCUUGUUGGAAAUGGAUGCUCGC
This is a messenger RNA of Ceraceosorus guamensis, 2840 nucleotides long. RefSeq names its product RhoGAP-domain-containing protein. Bases 438 to 2585 code for a protein of 715 amino acids. The transcript is spliced from 8 exons. The record is from RefSeq and is a predicted model, not a curated record. Gene Ontology annotation, cellular component: cytoplasm. Gene Ontology annotation, biological process: regulation of GTPase activity; signal transduction. NCBI's taxonomy places the organism in Eukaryota, Fungi, Basidiomycota, Exobasidiomycetes, Ceraceosorales, Ceraceosoraceae.